Eremothecium sinecaudum is the source of this 1269-nucleotide messenger RNA. RefSeq names its product Smc5-Smc6 complex subunit KRE29 (gene KRE29). The transcript has a single exon. Lineage: Eukaryota; Fungi; Ascomycota; Saccharomycetes; Saccharomycetales; Saccharomycetaceae. Bases 1 to 1269 code for a protein of 422 amino acids. The record is from RefSeq and is a predicted model, not a curated record.
AUGGUUGGGUCGGAAGACUUUGUCGGCGAUUCGCAGAGUGACACUGAACAAGUCAUUCAAAUUGUAUUGUCUGAUAAUCAAGAUGGUGAUGAGGUACACAAUCAGCUUAAUUCAGUUGGAAGUUCAGAUAUUGAAUCUUCAUCCUUGGACGACGACUAUAGUCAUCUAAUUGAUCAAGAGAGUGGAGUUUAUUCAGUUCUGCAGGCUACUGAUCCUAUACUGCAAAGUAUAGUACAGAGUGAUGAUCUAGCUCCUGUUGUGUCUAACACGCCAAGUGCACCUCAGGUCGAAGAAGAUACAAUGCUUGCUACAACAAAUAUGAGCACAAGGGAGAUUGAUACUGAUUUCCUUCAUAACGUUAAACGUUUUGCGAAAUUGCAUGAACAUGUGAAUAGUUCUCCUUCUGGUCCUCCUAAUGGUGCUGUCGAUGUCAUUAAACAACGCGAGAAGGCGAUCCAGUCUAGCAUAAGGAACCCCGUGUCCAGGCAGCUGCUGGAUUUUCUGGUUAGGGAUCAAAUUGGUACCACUCAGGACUGGUAUUUCUUUACUGAGCCAUUUACAUAUCAAGAAUCUGCUCCUGUUGAACGGUUCCUUGGAAUACGAACCGCCCAGAACCUUAAACAGCUCUACGCUCGUUUUGGAGCUCCCAGUUUAGCUUUAGAGCCUCAAUUUUCUAUUACUAAUUGUAAACAGUUCCAUCAAUUGAACAAUAGGGUACCAGUGGAGAUAAUGUGCGAAGAGAUAUUGCGGCAUGUGCCUAAGAAAGGUUCAAUAAUGAUGGAAACAUCGCUUCGCUACUUCCUCUUAUUCCUGUUAGAUCGCAAGGUGUUUGAAUCUGAGGAUCUAUCCAUGAGCUGGGCUGAAAACUGCUGGAACAAACAUUUACUAGAAGAUAAGCUAGACGUUUAUCUAUCUUUGGUGCCUCAUAAUUACUACUUUUUACAUUAUCGCGCGACGCGCCUACUACCGAUAGGAGACGAGCUUCUUAAGAGGCUAUUGGUCGGCGAUACUAGUUCCACCGCUCUGGCACACCAUUUUGAACUGCUAAUGGAUGAUAAGGACUGGUUCCAAAUACUUUACUUCCUACUGUUCGUGAACAGCACUUCCGUAGCCAUGAACUCGAAAACGAGAACUGACCACAAGCACUUUCUACAAUACUGUAAAGACUGCAUUCUCGACGUGAAUACCCAUAAUGUCUCAUCGAUCGAACUUUCGCUUUUAAAAAGCUACAUAAACCUUUUUAUUGCCUCUCAUUCCAAUAGUCAUUAG